Molecule: messenger RNA, 1890 nt
Organism: Pogoniulus pusillus (Red-fronted tinkerbird)
Lineage: Eukaryota; Metazoa; Chordata; Aves; Piciformes; Lybiidae
Gene: MREG
Product: melanoregulin
Exons: 5
Coding region: 60-701 (213 amino acids)
Biological process (GO): melanosome transport; melanocyte differentiation
Cellular component (GO): melanosome
Source: RefSeq, a predicted model, not a curated record
GGGCCGGGGCUGGGGCGGGCCCAUCUCGGGCCGCCCAGCGCGGCGUUCCAGCGGUGCUGAUGGGGCUGGGGUCCUGGCUGCGAUCGCUGGGUGGCUGCUGCGGCUGCUGCCGAGGAGAGGCAGCGCCCCCCGAGAAGGAGCCUUUGAUCAGUAACAACAACCCCUAUGCCUCCUUUGGGGCCACGCUGGCGCGGGACGAGGAGCAGAACCUGUGGAGCACCCCACACGACGUGACCCACACGGAGGCGGAUGACGAUCGGGUGCUGUACAACAUGAUCGUGGUCAGGAACCAGCUGGACAAGGACUCGGAGGAAUGGCAAAAGCUCAACUAUGACAUUUAUACCUUACGGCAGACCCGAAAAGAAGUGAGAAGCAGGUGGAAGCACAUUUUGGAAGAUUUAGGUUUCCAUAAGGAAGCAGACUCCCUCUUGUCAGUGACCAAACUCAGCAUCAUUAGUGACUCUCAGAACAUGGGCAAAGCCCGGGACAUCUUGUUAAGGUUGUCUGAAGAGACAAACAUCUUCCCUACCAGCUGGGAGCUUUCUGAGCGCUACCUCUUUGUGGUGGAUCGGCUCAUAGCUCUGGAUGCUGCAGAUGAGUUCUUCAAGAUGGCCAGCAUGAUGUAUCCGAAGAGACCCGUCGGGGAAAGAGUGGAUGAUACCCAGAAGACCCCACAGUGUAUCUCUGUCAUGGUGCCCUGAAGAAAGUGCCUUGCUGGUACAAGAUGGACUUGAGGUUUUCCUCCCUCCACGAUCAGGCUCCUCUGCUAAGGGGUUUGCACAAGUAGUACUGCUCCUUGUUUUCUUGCACAGAAGCAAAUGGGCCAGUGAAGCAGCGAAAGGAGUUCAGCAAGCCAUGCCCCACAAGAAGGUCACUGGAAGGUGGAAGCUGGCCCCAAGGUGCUCCCAAGCAGAAGGGAGAGAGAACUGCUGUAGCAUAGCCCAGGUGGUAGACCUCUAGCUGAGUAGUGUGUGCAACAGGCAUGCGGGGAACCCGAAAGCAAGGCGUUCCUGCCCGUAGCUGCAGAAGUUGAGACGUCCCUAGCUAGAAGCGCUGUGUUGAGAUCUGCAUUUCCACCUUCUGCUGGUACCCACCACUGUCCCCUCCCUCCACCCUACUAGCUAGAAGGACCAGCAAGGUGGGAAAGGUACCUCAGUUGUCUACAACUCUGUGAUGUUUUUCUGUGCACUGGUCCUCUUCCUCAUACCUUGCCCCUGGCAGCCCCACUGGGCAUGUCGUGGGGAAUCCUGCAAAGAGGCCAGACCACUACAUAGCUGGGAGGGGAGUUAGUGCCAGGCAGCAAAACCUUGGCACAGUGCUGCAUUUGGGUGCUGUGUCUGGAGGCAUUUGGGUCAAGGAGUGCUCAGCCUGACAUCUUAAAUGGGGGUAGGUCUUAGGAAGGUGCCAAAGUCAGAACUGCUGAGAAUUUGGCUCCUGUGAUACCCUCAAAGUGGUUGCUCAACAUCUUCAUUAAUUUCUGGAAGUUUUUGUCUCAGCUGCAUAAAGAAACUCCACGAUAAAGCUGCAUGUGCUGUCAGUAUGUAAGGUCCCUGCUGUUAAUGAGGAUUCUUAAUGAACUUCCUUUAUAUCUCGGGGUUGUGUCUGAUAAUGAGCAAUAAUUUUAAAACACUGGAUUUAAUAGUUUAAAAACAAGUGGAAAUUCUUUACUGGUUAAUCCACUUGCUGCUAACUGGCUAGUUGAAAAUGCUGGUUACAAAGGACCUCCCAAACCAGUGCUUUUAUUUGUUUAUACCUACAGUGUUUGAAAGAUAUACGUGUAUAUAUAUUUAUGAAUCGUUUCUGUUUAUCAGUCUUCCUGGGAAACAUUUCUGUAAGCUCAGGACCUCAGUGAAAACUGAGUUUAAUAAACAAACCACGUUACAAAACCAA